AUUCAGUUAAGUACAAAGGCGUAUGUACCAAACGAAACUGUUUAGACCUCAUGAGGACUCACACCUUGGGUGUGAAAAAGGAUAUAAACACGCUAAGGUGAGUAUUCCCUUUUUCCUACUUGUCAAAACAGGCUGUACAGAUGCAUUAAUAUUGCGUCUAUUAGUUCCCGCCUGGAUUAGCCUUCAAUUUCUUCACUAGCUUACGCCCAGUGUUAGCAUUGUCGGGACGCCUAAUUUAGUGCCAAAAAACGUUUUCACUAAGAUUCUGCCGUUCGCUGGUAUAAUGAAAUUGAAAAUAUUAUCCUCGAAUUUUUGAAGCCGCCACAAUUUUGUACUCAAGGUAAUGAAUUUGAAUUUCAGUUUCUCCUCUUUGCUUUGCGAAGGUAGUAUUACCCUUGAAUUAGCCAAUCAGCGAGUGCAAUCCGAUAUGGAUCGGUUUCACACUCCAGCUUUGUCAUAAUGGACUAAAAUAGUGGUAAAUGUUGUGGUCACAAACUUAGCAUAAAUAUAAUUGAGUCAAAUAUGUCCGUCUGUGGACUAGAAAUCAAUCCGUUGUUGUAUGCACACUAAAUACAUUUGAGCUCUUAGCUCAAAAGCAGAUUCACGAACUCAACAGGCAAGUUUACUUAAGUAUCUAUAGAUGUUGAUUCGGACUUCCUUCCCCUGCUUUCGAAAUUGAAAUAAAUUAGCGCAUGUCGCAAAAAAAGGGGCCAUAACUCUUCUCAGAAGGGGAAACCGCUUUCAAUUAGAUGAUAUUUCUUUAAAAUAUUUCCUCCCCAUUCUUUUUUGUUAAUUACUCUAAAAGUCAGAAUUUGAUAUGAAGGUCCAUUGGUUUCGCAGCCAGCCUUGUCCACUUCCAAAACAGAAUCAUCAUUUUUACUUCGUACGAGGCUCACAUUUUUGUAGGAGAAAUUGACGAAUGGCGAAAUUUACAACCGGGACCCGGGUGGUUUGCGCUCACUCCCUACUGGACGACUUGGGAGAAAUAAAAGGACCUUAAAACAGCCUGUUACAGUCACCGACGGAGGCGAGUGAAAGAAAGGACGCGAAAUAAUCGGCGGUUGUGGGUGUCAGGCUUGAAAAGAACCACGAAUUAUUUUUCUUUGCGUUAUACCUGCCACCAAGUUCCGCGCGCACACUUUGUCGCUUGUUUCCUUUAAACUAAGAGUCUUCCGCAAGCUUAACUCAAGCACGAGUAGAUUUCUGUUGUCUUGAAUGAAGAGCAUUAUGGCCCCAUUCAGCAAUAAACCAACCUAAGUAAGCUUAUUGUAUAUGGAAAUAUUUGAACUGGUUUUCAAUGACCAGCGAUGGAUAUUAAGACUAAAUCGACUUAAAAUUAAAGGAAAAUUUUACGUUGACACAAUUCUCUCUUUUGCAUUUGAAGAAAAACCUUUAUUUUCAAAUUCAUCGCGCAAAAACUGUUUUAAUCUUGGCUUUCCUUAAUCAUUCCUGUUUCUUCUUGAUCAUUUCAUAUCUCUUUUUGUGUUCAGUUCGUCCGCUCCGGCAUUUACUGGGGAAAUAUUUUACUCAGCUUAAAGUGAUUGAAACUGUCUUGAAGCAACUUCUUCACAACACUAUCUUAAACGAGUAUGGACAAACAGCAAAGAGGAACUAGUGAACAGGAAAGAACUAAAGACUUCCUUUCCACGAAAGAUUAUGUAAUAGUCCGGAAAAUUACAAAAAAAAAUUGAAAAAAUUAAGGAAAUUUUAAAUUAAGUUCGGCUCAUGAAAAGUUUGGCGUCUCAAAUAAUAAGGUUAAUGGCAGACAAAAUUACAACGAGUGGCUGAAAAAUAACGAACUUGAGAAUUUUCCCAGAUAAACAGACCGUGAUGUAUGUCGUGAACCAUCCACGCUGUUUCGUAAAGGGCAGCUACAUAUACCGUAAGAAACCGUAUAAAAACACGUGCUCAGUCAAUGCAGUACUUAUUAAUUAUUGGUGAAGUUUACAGAUAGGUUAGUGUUUGAAGAUUUUUCCAGACGCUGUUUUCUCAUAAUAAUUAUUUUUAUGUUUACAGUGAUACAGUUACAAAGUACCUGCAGCUAAGCGAUGACAUGGAGGUUCGGUGUCUAAGACUGUGGAGACGAGAAGACCAGCGGGGAGAUAUCAUUGGACAACACAAGGUCUGGUUGAAAAUUCAAGGUACUUACUUCAUUAAACACCCAAUUGAGCACACGUGCCAUUUUGCAUGCUGCAGUUCUUAGAUUUUUCUUAUUUCUGAUACUGAGCAUUAAAAAAAAAAUUACUACUCAGGGUAAAUUUUGAUUCGUCUCGAGCAAUGUGUGGUUGAAACUAACUUUUAAUGCAUGCCAAUACAAACACCUCCAAAUGAAAUUCCUUAAAAAUGGGAAAUGGUUUAGGCAAAAAAAUUAGGAAAAAAUAUUCCAUAUGAAAGUUACCAUCGAUAAUCUAAAAGUAACAGUAUAUUUUAACGACAAAGUAACAUAGAUAGGUGCAUGCACACAUCAGUUCUGCCAUUAAGUGUACCUUCGAUCAGCAUGUGUAUUUCAAAAUCUCUGCGUGGGAAAAUGAUAAGACUGUGGUUGUUUCGAAACAACGAUAAAAGUGAUAUAAACAAAAGUGGUAAAACUCAAAGAAUUUUUUAAAAAUAAAAUUUGCCUUUGACAAGUUCGUAAUACCAACAUGAUCGUCAUCUCCGUAACGAGGAAUAUUCCUAUAUAACAUUUACAGCACUUGGUCAUGCUGCGCCCAGUCACCUCGAUAAAGAAGCAUCAUUUUUCUUCGGCAGUGCCAUAUUUUAUUUCACCGACGGAAUCUUGCCUAUAGCACGAUACGGCUUUUUCUUUUAAAAGGAAGAAAUAUUUUCAAUGUUUUUGCACAGUAUCAUUUCAACAACGAACCUCACACAUCGUUUCGCUUCAGCACGUGUUUUCUCACAAAAGCCGCCAUAGUGUUUAGGGAAGCAGUUUUCCCAAAAAGCUUUCAUAAAUAUUUAACCAAAAAUUAUGCUAUUGUUGCACCUGCGGUUUUCCAAGCACAUGGAGCGGUCGCUCACAUACAGUGGAGACGAACUGACUGGGGCUGCCAAAUUAGAAAAUAGCAAUAUCAAUCAGCCCCCCCUUAUAGCCAUUCUUUUAAGUCAGUCAAAAGAUUUCUGGAUCCCUUCCGUAUUACAAUGUCGUAUCGACCGCGUGCAGCAACUUGAGUGACAUGGAUUUCAAAGAUAUUUGAGUUUUUUUUUCUUCACACAAUUAGUAGUCACGUAUAACUCCGUGAGAGUAUUGAUAAAUUUUAAAGUUGCAUGUGUUUGAAAAUAGAAUUGUACUCUUCACUAUCAAACUCAGGAAACCGUGAGCGCGAAAAUAUCCAGGGAAUAUUGUUGUUUUCCCAUGGAAGAGCCAAUUAGGCGUGGGAAAAAUGAAAUAUUCUUGCAAAUAAAAAUUUCCUUUGAGUACCUUUGUUACAUCCCUUCAACAAAAAAAAAUAUCCAAAAAUAAUUUGAGAGAUCUAAUAAAUUGUUCAUGUUGAAAUCCCUCAUAUACGAAGAAAGUUAUAUUCUAAAGAGCCUUAACAAAACUUUUAACUAAUUCAUGAUAGUGGCUAUUAAAUAAUUUUGUUGUUUAAGUAUUGUAUUAUUGAGUUAGUCAUCGAGAUCUGCGAAAGAUAACGUUCUCAAAACUUAAACAAAAAUAUAACAAACUACAUUUAGCAGUUCUAUAUGCCCUUAUCGCAUUUUCCAUAACGGUUUCUGUACUUCAUGGAAAGACAGACCAUAAGAUGAAAACACACAAAACUACGUUGGUACCUUACCAUCUGAGCAAGACAAAAUGUUCUUUACAGCUCCAUAAGUGGAAAGUAAAAAGACAUAUUUUUAAGAUCGUUUAAAUUUGAUUAACGCUGUUUGUCAUACUCUUAUGAAAAUUCUUCUGGCUUGAGUAGUAUUGUAGAACGCUCUUCAAACGUUUUGCUCCACAAGGCCUGUUUCUUCACCCUUUCUUAUACAGCCUUUUCCCAAAAAAAAAGUUCCGUUCUUGAGCCGUUAGAAACUCUUUACGGUGGCAAAUUUACAUUACCAACUCGGUUGAUGGAAACAAAUUAUCUUGUUAUACAUUCCCACUGACGCAGCACCAGAGUUUCUUCAGAAACGUACCCCUUUUACCCAAAAAGCUGCAUGAAAUAUUUAACUUAAAAUAGUGCUAUUGUUGUAAUCGCAGGUUUAAAGUGUUUGGAACUACCUGCAGGUAACAGAGCCCAUAAACGAAGCGUUUGAAGAC
Pocillopora meandrina is the source of this 4234-nucleotide messenger RNA. Lineage: Eukaryota; Metazoa; Cnidaria; Anthozoa; Scleractinia; Pocilloporidae. The record is from the annotation of a GenBank genome assembly.